Drosophila melanogaster (fruit fly) is the source of this 1126-nucleotide messenger RNA. RefSeq lists its product as uncharacterized. The transcript has 2 exons. Bases 49 to 1014 code for a protein of 321 amino acids. NCBI's taxonomy places the organism in Eukaryota, Metazoa, Arthropoda, Insecta, Diptera, Drosophilidae. The record is from RefSeq and is marked reviewed.
AUUAGAGUUUCGGUUUUACUGCUGUGAACAAGCAACUCAUCGGACAAUAUGAAACUCUUCCUGGUCGCUUUUGCCGUGAUCGCAGCCGUGGCUGCCGAUGUCAGCCACCUGCCCUCCAACGAGUACCUGCCUCCCGUCCAGGAGCAGCAGAUCAUCGCCGGACCCAGCAACGAGUACCUGCCUCCCGUGCAGGCCGAGUCUGCCCCCGCCCAUGAGCUGGCCGAUGAUGGCUACCGGUACAAGACCCACAAGCGCGUGGUGGUCCGCCGCCACCGCCGUGACGUCAACGAGCUCUUCAACGAGUACCUGCCCCCCUUCGCAGCUCCUUCCAACGAGUACCUGGCUCCUGCUGAGGGUGCUCCUGAGACCAUCUUGGCCGAUGAUGGAUACCGUUACAAGACCCACAAGCGCGUGGUAACCCGCCGUCACCGUCGUGAUGUGAGCCACUUGCCCUCCAACGAGUACCUGCCCCCAGUCCAGGCUGCUGCUCCUUCCAACGAGUAUCUGCCCCCAGUGUCCGCCCCCGUCCAGGUUGCUGCCCCAGCUCCCGCUCCAGUUCAGAUCGCCGCCCCUGUCCAGCUGGCCGCCCCCGCUCCUGUCGUGGUUGAGGCUGAGCCCGCCCAUGAGCUGGCCGAUGACGGUUACCGUUACAAGACCCAUCGUCGCGUUGUUUACCGCCGCCACCGCCGUGACGUCAACGAGCUCUCCAACGAGUACCUGCCCCCCUUCGCAGCUCCUUCCAACGAGUACCUGGCUCCCGCUGAGACUGCUCCUGAGACCGACUUGGCCGUUGAUGGAUACCGCUACAAGACCCACAAGCGCGUGGUAACCCGCCGUCACCGUCGUGAUGUGAACGAGCUCUCCAACGAGUACUUGCCUCCCGUGCAGUCUGCUCCCUCUGCCGAGUACCUUGCCCCCCAGGAAAACACCGUCGAGGCGGCUCCCGCCCAUGUCCUGGCUGAUGAUGGAUACGUCUACAAGACCCACAAGCGCGUUGUGUUGCGCCGCCACUAAAUCAUCCGAUAAAGGCUUCACUAGGUGAUCGAAUUGUGCUCAUUUUUGAGUGCAGACCCUACUAUUAGAAUACCUCUUUUUCAUUCAAAUACAAUAAUACGAUAACGAAUCC